UUUUGUUUACUCCAUUAACCAGACUCUGGUCAAGGGAAUACAAUGCUUGUAAUUCUAGUCUCUAUUAGUUGCGUCUUUCUGGACGGAAUAUCUGCAGUUUGGUUUGAUAAUAGUAUCACUACUGAAGACCCAUCAGACAUAUCUACAAAUUCUGAAACUACGACUUACGAUUGGACGAUCGGACGAUAUGGUCAUAUCCCGAUACGCUUAAAUGGAGGAUCCCGAGGAUCACUUAUGCUUUACUACAACGGAAGAUGGGGUUAUGUUUGUUAUAGCUCUCACCAACGUGCAUACCAAUUUGACUCAGUUUGUCGCUAUCUUGGAUUCUCAUCAGCAUAUAGUAUAUCCCAAUACUAUGAAAGUAAACCAGCUAUAGUUAAAGAUUUUCUUUGUCCUGGAUAUUCCAAUAGCAAUGGCGUAGACGGUUGUACUGGACGCAACUUCGGAAGCAACACUUACUGCACUUACAAAUUAUACAUUGAAUGUGACUCCAGCCCAAUAACCACUGAGGAAUCAGUAACAACGUCUCUCUAUUCCGUUGAUACUAGUGGUUCAUAUACAAAUGUAAGGCUUGUUGGUGGUAAUUAUUAUUGGGAAGGACGUGUUGAGAUAUACCAUAAUGGAGCCUGGGGAACUAUUUGUGAUGACAACUUUGACACAAACGAAGCUAAAGUUAUAUGUACAAUGUUAGGAUACAACAGAUAUGGGAGCGUAACAGCAUAUGGGAGCGCGGCAUUUGGUGAAGGGCGCGGUUCAAUUAUGUUGGAUGACUUACAAUGCAAUGGAUAUGAGAGCGAUAUAUCGCAUUGUGCAUCAAAUGGAUGGAACCACCAUAAUUGUGGUCAUGGCGAAGAUGCAAGUGUUUCCUGUCGUUAUCCUAAAUCAGGAGGUAACUCGAUAACCACAUACUCGGUAACCACGGAGGAAUCAGCCACAACGCUUCAAUCCGUAGAAACUAGUGGUUCUUAUACAAAUGUAAGGCUAGUUGGUGGUAAUUAUUAUUGGGAAGGACGUGUUGAAAUAUACCACAAUGGAGUCUGGGGAACUAUUUGUGAUGACGACUUUGACACAAACGAAGCUAAAGUAAUUUGUACAAUGUUGGGAUACAACAGAUAUGGAAGCGUAACAGCAUAUGGAAAUGCUGCGUUUGGUGAGGGGAGUGGAUCAAUUAUGUUAGAUGACUUAAACUGUAAUGGAUAUGAAAGCGACAUAUCUCAGUGUUCACCAAGAAGAUGGAACCACCAUAAUUGUGGUCAUAGUGAAGACGCAAGUGUUUCCUGUCGUUACCCUAAAUCAGGAGGUAGAAAUGAAAUGACAACUGUCUCAUUCCUUGACAGAGCUACAACUGCUGACGUACUUGGAAGACAUGGGCACAUUUCAUUCCGCCUUACAAACGGUGGUUAUGGAUUGUUAGAAAUCUAUUAUAAAGGACGAUGGGGUUAUGUUUGUCACAACUAUAAUCAGCAAAGAGAAGAGUUUAAUUCUGCUUGUCGAUAUCUGGGAUAUUCAUCUGCUGUCAGAAUUAAUGGACAAUAUGACCGUUCCCAUUCUGCUAUAGUGACAGAUUUCCAUUGUCCUAGAAGUUACUACUACUAUUUUUUGUUUCCCAAUGGUAUAGAUGACUGUACUGGUAGUAGAUUAGGAUAUUCUAAUUACUGCAAUGAUAAACUCUACAUUGAAUGUGGUACAUAUGUGGACGCUACAACUGUUGAAUAUGAAGUUACAACUGCUGGCGUGCUUGGGACUCAUGGUCAUAUUCCCGUACGUUUAACAUAUGGUGGUGAAGGAUAUCUACAGAUCUACUACAAUGGACGCUGGGGUUAUGUAUGCCAUAACUCCAGUCAAUCUACAUACCAGUUUAAUUCUGUUUGCCGAUAUCUUGGAUAUUCAUCUGCUCAUUACGUAUAUGGUAGAUACGACAGUUCCCAUACUGCUCUUGUGACAGAUUUACAAUGUCCAGGGAGUUAUUAUUAUUAUUCCUCCUCCAAUGGUAUUGAUGAUUGCACAGGUGACAGAUUAGGAUACACUACUUACUGUAACGACAAACUCUAUAUACAAUGUGAUACAGUAACCACUGAGGAAACAGCCACAGUACCCUUUAAGACGGAAUCAACCAAUGCCAGACAUAUCACUGUAAACUGUCAGCAUAGUAGCUGGUAUGUUAAGGUCCACCUACCGCCAAUGGAACAACAGUAUUCAGAUUUUAAAGAGACUGAUAUCUACCUGGGCUCUCACAGUUGUACUGGAACUAGAUCUGGUGAUUACCUCAUUUUCAAUGAAGAUUAUACAACAUGCGGAACAAAUAAAAUUGCAUCUGCGAAUGGGGUUAUAUAUACAAACACGCUUGUUUACGCCGUGCACGAUCCAAACCAGCCAUACAUUGUCCACGAGUACAGGUUCCAGGUGAGUGUCGAAUGUGACAUGUCAAAACAGGAGUCAGGAGAAAAUAAUAUCAACAACAUCCAUGGGAAUUUAGAACAACAGACAAUUUCUGGUGUAGGACAUUUUGUCGUUCAACUGAAAUUCUUCAGUGAUUCAAACUUCCAACACGAGUUCAAUGGAUUCCCACCGUCAUACAUGGUUGGUCAGAAUGUGUACGUUAAGGCAACUACUCCAAUCCAUGACUAUAAUGUGAAAAUGAGGUUAUCAGACUGCUACACAAAGCCCAGUAAAUCAGCAAGUGAUUCGUACAUCUACUAUCUAAUAAAAAAUGGAUGUCCUGCGACACCUAGUGCGUUUAUAACUACCAAGUCUACACAUGAGACGAGAUUCCACUUCCAGGAUUUUGAGUAUGCCUUCCAUCCCGAUUCAAUGUAUGUUCAUUGCAAUGCCACGUUUUGUCAUAGCAAUGACUACUCACGUGACUGUGAGCCUCGUUGUAGCAACAGGAAGCGAGUCGGGAGUAUAGAUCAAGAUGAUGAACCCAUUGAAGGUGUUGGACCAAUUGGUUAUGCUGAAGAUGAAGCUACAGUUGUUUUUCAAAAAGGUACAGAGGCGUUACAUGCAGGAAAGAAACCGGAAGUAAAUAAUAAGGGAAACAACCCUGUGUACGUCGUUGGAGUCGUCGUUGUAGCAGUGUCAAUGGUGGCUGUUUCGGUUGUGAUGUCGAUAUACUUCAGAUCGAAGAGACGUCAAAAUGGACAAGCUAAAAUUGUGUAAACAAAUAAUUUGCGGCUCGUGAACUCAAAUCAUUGAAUUUGAGUAUUGACA
Mytilus trossulus (common blue mussel) is the source of this 3210-nucleotide messenger RNA. RefSeq names its product deleted in malignant brain tumors 1 protein-like. The record is from RefSeq and is a predicted model, not a curated record. Lineage: Eukaryota; Metazoa; Mollusca; Bivalvia; Mytilida; Mytilidae. Gene Ontology annotation, cellular component: membrane. Bases 43 to 3159 code for a protein of 1038 amino acids. The transcript is spliced from 27 exons.